UGCCUUUUACCGAGGUUUACGGCCACGCCCACCUAAACCACCAUUAACUUAACUAGCUAUAGUGCAGUGGCCAUAGAUCUAGGCACACAGUAGACAGACAGUGACUUUAUAGGAGAUCAGGAUGGGCCUGGUUUGGGCGAAGCUAUGGAAAAUGUUUGGUCGUGAAGAGUACAAGAUUAUUAUAACUGGGCUGGAUAAUGCUGGGAAGACCACCAUCUUGUAUCAAUUUCUGAUGAACGAGGUGGUCCACACCUCACCCACAAUAGGGAGCAAUGUAGAGGAGGUCAAAUGGAGAAACCUUCACUUUGUUAUGUGGGACAUCGGUGGUCAAGAGAGCCUGAGGCAAGCAUGGAGUACCUACUACAGUGGGACCAGCUUCCUCAUCCUAGUGGUGGACAGCACUGACAGAGAGAGACUCACCAUCACCAAAGAAGAGCUCUAUAAAAUGCUCAGUAACGAGGAGCUGAAAGGUUCUGGCGUGCUCAUAUUUGCCAACAAACAGGACGUGAAGGGGUCAAUGAGUGCAGCAGAGAUAUCUCAACACCUCAAUCUGACCUCCAUCAAGGAUCAUGGCUGGCACGUCCAGGCCUGCUGUGCUCUCACUGGCGAGGGGCUGUAUCAAGGGCUAGAGUGGAUAGGAGCACAGACCAAGAAUAGAACCUAGUACAGUACAUGUAGUGUAAUCAAUUUCUAAUUUAUUCUUACUUCUACUCUUGUACACUUUAUUCACCAUCUCCCCAUCAGCACUAUGUGUAUAUGAAUAUUUAUCACUUCUCUUAAUUAUGACUUAGAGAUUAUUUUUGGCUCUGUAUAGUAAUUUUUAUAUAGGCCUAAUUGUCAAAAAAAUUUGAAAUUAUUAUUCUUGUCAUACGAUAUAUAAACUUGCUCAUAAAUUUUUUUUUAUUAAUGAUUGAUUUCUAGUUGACCACUGAUUGAAUUAUUAUUUAUAUUGACACAUGACAACAAAAUCAG
Messenger RNA from Halichondria panicea, 972 nucleotides. RefSeq names its product ADP-ribosylation factor-like protein 5B. The record is from RefSeq and is a predicted model, not a curated record. Bases 122 to 664 code for a protein of 180 amino acids. Lineage: Eukaryota; Metazoa; Porifera; Demospongiae; Suberitida; Halichondriidae. Gene Ontology annotation, cellular component: trans-Golgi network; cytoplasm. Gene Ontology annotation, molecular function: GTP binding; GTPase activity. Gene Ontology annotation, biological process: intracellular protein transport; protein localization to Golgi membrane; vesicle-mediated transport. The transcript has 5 exons.